Messenger RNA from Colius striatus (speckled mousebird), 693 nucleotides. RefSeq names its product p53 and DNA damage regulated 1 (gene PDRG1). Gene Ontology annotation, cellular component: prefoldin complex. NCBI's taxonomy places the organism in Eukaryota, Metazoa, Chordata, Aves, Coliiformes, Coliidae. Gene Ontology annotation, biological process: protein folding. The transcript has 5 exons. The record is from RefSeq and is a predicted model, not a curated record. Bases 66 to 464 code for a protein of 132 amino acids.
GCCCGCCCGGCUGCGGCUGCAGCCCGGCCCGGAGCGGCGGCGGACCGGAACGGAGCGGCGCGGCCAUGGCGCGGGACCCGGCCUUCGUGCUGCGCUACCUGGCCGAGGUGGAGGAGCUGGCCGAGGACGUGCUGGCGGCGCGGCAGCAGAUCGUGGACCUGGACGUGAAGCGGAAUCGGAACCGCGAGGCGCUGCGGGCGCUGCACAAGGACCCGGAGCCCGACGGCAAGGCCAUGGUCUGCUUCGGGAACAUGUUCGUCGAGCUCCCAAAAGUGCGCACCAAGGAGAUGCUGCAGAAGGACCAGGAACAACUGGAUGAGGAGAUAAACAACCUGCGGAAGGAGCUGCGUGUGAAGGUCAACCGCCUCUUGGAAGCUCAGGGUAAAGCUCAGCUGAAGGGUUUUAACUUGAACCCCAUGACUGCUGAGGAGAUGAAGCUCAUCAAUCGCAUCCUGGAGGGCUGAUGCAGCUGUGUCACUCCUGGAGCCUUCAGGAUGUGCAGGAGAACAUUGGUGUGCACAGAGCCCACCUGGGCUGAGGCCCUGGGAAGCUUCUGGCUCCUCAGCUACAGAGCUGCAGUGCACUUGGAUCACAAACCCUUUGCUGCUCCUCGCUGCAGCACCAGGGCACAGGCUGGGACAUGGCUGGGGUGGAAGUGGGGUCAUUAAAACCAGAGCACUGGGACAUUCCUAA